AUAUCUGGAAGCAGCGUGGACUGUCAUGUCGUCUCCGGUAGUUCUUGGCUGACUUUUCCCUUUUUGUCUCCCCCCGCUGUGUGUGAAGUGGAGCCGGAGCAGAGUCUCCCCCCUCAGUGAGAGAGAGCCGGCCAGACUGGACCCCGCUGUCCUCUACAGGCUGAAAGCACUGAGCUCGAGAGAUGACAGGGGUCUGCUGCUGGAACACUGCACUGCUGCUGCUCGCUGUCUGUGUCAAGGUUGCAGUAUGGGCCAACGAUGGGGAAGCAGUGUUCAUCAGAGAGUACACUCUGAUUCGACGAGACCACCUGGCAGAAGAGCCCCUCCAUGAUGGCAUCCAAAAACCAGAAGACUCUAGCUCGCGUACAGCGCGGUCAGAGGAGGACAGAGACACUCUGUGGGACGCCUGGGGUUCAUGGAGUGAAUGUUCCCGGACCUGUGGAGGAGGCGCCUCAUACUCCCUCAGAAGAUGCCUCAGUUCCAAGACCUGUGAAGGGCAGAAUAUCAAAUAUCGCACCUGCGGUAAUGUGGAUUGUCCUCCAGAUGCCGGUGACUUCCGUGCCCAGCAGUGUUCAGCCCACGCAGACGUGCGAUACCAGGGUCAGUACCACGAGUGGCUCCCUGUGUACAAUGACCCCGACAACCCCUGCGCUCUCAAGUGCAAAGCUAAAGGCUCGGGCCUGGUGAUGGAGCUGGCUCCUAAAGUGCUGGAUGGGACCCGCUGCUACACCGAGUCUUUGGACAUGUGCAUCAGCGGAGUCUGCCAGAUUGUAGGAUGUGAUCAUGACUUGGGGAGCGCAGUGAAGGAGGACAACUGCGGUGUAUGCAAUGGAGACGGCUCAUCCUGCAGACUGGUACGAGGACACUACAAGACACAGCACGCAUCAGGAAAAACUGAGGACACGGUUGUUGCCGUCCCCUUUAAGAGUCGUCAUGUUCGCCUGGUCCUGAAAGGCCCGGAUCACUUGUAUGUGGAGAGUAAGACACUACAGGGGGUGAAAGGGGAACUGGUGUUGGAUAAAUCGGGGCAGUUCCUCCUGGAGAACACCACCCUGGACUUCCAGAAACUUUCUGAUAAGGAAGUCCUGAGAAUCACCGGCCCACUUGGAGCCGACUUCACUGUCAAAGUGCAGUUUUCCAGUGGACCGGACAGUGUGGUGCAGUACAUUUACUACCAGCCCAUCAUCCACCGCUGGAGAGAGACCGACUUCUUCCCCUGCUCCGUCACAUGUGGUGGAGGCUACCAGCUGACCUCAGCAGAGUGCUUUGACCUCCGGAGCGGCCGUGUGGUGGUGGAUCAGUAUUGUCAUUAUUACCCAGAGAACAUCAAACCCAAACCCAAACUGCAGGAGUGCAACAUGGAUCCCUGCCUGGCUAGCGACGGCUACAAGCAAAUUAUGCCAUAUGACCUCUACCACCCCCUGCCUCGAUGGGAGAGCAGUCCCUGGACGGCCUGCUCCACCUCUUGCGGCGGAGGCAUCCAGAGUCGCUCGGUGUCCUGUGUGGAAGAGGACAUGCAGGGCACUAUCACCACCACUGAGGAGUGGAAGUGUCACUACUCCUCCAAGACGGCCAUCCUGCAGCCCUGCAACGCCUUCGACUGCCCCACCUGGCUGGCACAGGAGUGGUCUCCCUGCACGGUGACCUGUGGGCAGGGUCUGCGCUACAGGGUGGUGUUGUGCAUCGAUCACAGAGGACUCCAUGCUGGAGGCUGUAACCCCACCACCAAGCCGCACAUCAAGGAGGAAUGCCUGGUGACGGUGCCCUGCUAUAAAUCCAUCGAUACUCUCCCAGUAGAGGCCAAACCUGUGUGGCAUAAGCAGGCCAUCGAGCUGGAGGAGGAGGUCAGCGUCACUGAGGAACCAACCUUCAUCCCGGCUCCCUGGCAGCCCUGCAGCAGGACGUGCGGCGCCGGGACUCAGCGGCGGGCCGUAAAGUGCCAGGUGUUGCUGUCCUUCUCCCAGUCUGUGGCCGACCUGCCCGACGAUGAGUGUGAGGGGGUGAAACCCGCGACCAGUCAGCCUUGCUACCGUACGCCCUGCUCCGGCAAAGGGAAAGAAAGUGAAAAGGAGGUGGAGGAGGAGGAGGAGGAGGAGGAGACACCUGACAGAGAGGAGCUGCACGACUGGGAGUACGAGGGCUUUACCGAGUGCUCAGAGAGCUGUGGCGGCGGUGUGCAGGAGGCUGUGGUCAUCUGCCUGAACAAGCAGACGAGGGAGGCAGCCGAGCACAGUCUGUGUGUGAGCUCCAGACGCCCCCCUCAGCUCCUGCAGGACUGCAGAACCCAGCCCUGCCCACCCAGGUGGGAAACGGGGGAGUGGAGUUCCUGCUCUGCUAGCUGUGGGGUUGGUCUUAUGACCCGCACUGUGGCAUGCUCUCACCGACCCUCCCGGGACAGCAACCGUACCGAGGUUUUGCGGGAUGAAGACUGUCAGAGCCCCAAGCCCGUCCCGGUCCAAGCCUGUAACCGCUUUGACUGUCCUCCCAUGUGGGACACUCGAGCCUGGGGACAGUGCUCCCAGAGCUGUGGAGGUGGAUUUCAAAGGAGGCAGGUCCUGUGCAAACAGCGGCUGGCAGAUGGCAGCAUCCUGGAGCUGCCUGACACCUUCUGUCCAUCCAAAAGUCCCGCGAGCCAGCAGAUCUGCGCCAUGCAGGAGUGCCAAGCUCGAUGGGUCACAACUGACUGGUCCCAGUGUUCUGUGACGUGUGGAGAUGGCAUUCAGAGACUUCAGGCAGUGUGCAGAAGACAAGGGGAGGAUCGCAAACAUCGGACCGUAGACCUGGAGAAAUGCUCCCUGCUGGCCCAGCCCGCCAAAAUCCGACCAUGCUCCCUCAGGCCCUGCGAGAACUCUCUCAAACCCAAUCCCAUCAUACUGGGCCAAAAGAAGGUGUAUAUCCAGUGGAGGAAGGGCAAAAAGCUACAGCUGCUGGUGGGAGGCUAUGCCUACCUGCUCCCCUGGACGACUGUAGUCCUUCGCUGCCCAACCAGAAACUUCCGCAAAGGUCAAAUCGGAUGGUUGAAGGAGGGAAAGCCCUUGAUUGGCCCACCACAUCUCUCCGUGACAUCGCUGGGAUACAUGAAGAUUCAGCAGCUGCGCGCAUCAGACGCCGGGAUAUACACAUGCGUCGCAGGUCAGGCACGGGAACAUUUUGUCCUGCAGAUCAUCGGCAGCAAGCACAAGCUCUCUGCUCCAGCGUCGUGGCUCCUCGGGGGUGGACAACAAAAAGUCAGGGAGACGGACGCAGCUGUGAGAGAAAGAUUUCAGGAGCUACCCAUCCCCCUCAACAGAUAUGACAACAUUGUGGAGCACUUGCUUGAACUCAAAGGCUCUCUCCAAGAUGAGAGAGAGCCUGCUGAUAAAACACAGGAGAACCGGUCGACCCUGGAGGACGAGAGAGCCAAUUCAGAACUUUCUAGCCUGCUCGUACUCAUCGCAGACACCCAGAGGCUAGAUGAGAUCAUGUACAACCUCUCUGAAGGAGGAGAAAGGGGGGGACAACUCGUCGCACAGUUGCUCAGUGAGCUCGCUAUCGCACAAGGUGAGACCAAUGAGUCGACCCUUCAUCCCCCGGAAAAUGCAGAAUCCUCCACACAGGUGCCCCCGCUUAAUAAACCCAACAUCAAAGCGACGCGGCCAAGAAGCCCGGUGAUAAUCCAGCGGCCCCGGAAGGUGGGAGCGGUGCCGCCCUCUGAAAUGACAGUUCAUGUGGGGGUGCUGGCUCUGCUGCAGAAACCCAUUGCUAGUUUGGAGCUGAGGUGUGAGGCCCUGGGGAACCCAGAGCCGUCCCUGACAUGGACAAAGAACGGCAAAGAGCUGCACUACAACAGCAGAGUAGGCCUGUUGUCCUCCGGCUCACUGAGGAUCCAGUCUCCAAGCAAGCUGGAUGAGGGUCUGUACACCUGCACUGCCAAAAACCGUCUCGGAACGACAUCUCUUUCAUCUUGGCUGCAGAUUACAGGUGGCAAAGGAAGAACCUGUGUCCAGAGUAAUGGCAUUCGAGCAAAUGGGCCUAUCUGCUCUGAGGGGAGUAACAGCAGCCAGUCUGCAGAGCUGUGCCAUGGACAGGCCUGCCCCCUCAGGUGGCGAGUGGAUCCCUGGUCACAGUGCUCCGCCAGUUGUGGAGGGGGGUCCCAGAGCAGGAGCGUCCGCUGCAUUAAGGGUCCUGAGGGCCGAUCCAAAGAGGUGGAGAGCCGUCAGUGCCUGGGCAGCGGGAGGAGACCCUCUGACAGCCGGCCCUGCAACCAGCUGCCCUGCGCCCGAUGGGCCUCCACCAGCUGGGGGGCAUGUCAUGGUCAAUGUGUGGGUCCCAGUUUGGCUACACAGCACCGCCAUGUUUACUGCCAGGACACAAACGCCACCAAAGUCUCCUACAGGAUGUGCAGUGGACUCCAGAGACCUGUCUCCCUGAAGAAUUGCUCCACAGAGGCGUGUGUACUGCACUGGCGCGUGGGGCCCUGGACGCAGUGCACCGCCACCUGUGGACGGCACGGCUUCCAGUCCCGCCAGGUGACCUGCGCGCACCGCAGGACCGGGAAGGCAACGCGGGAACAUCACUGCAUGUGGAGGCCCCGUCCCCCCAGCUGGCAGCGAUGCAACAUCCUGUCCUGCGGCAGAGCAGGAGAGUGUCGGGACAGCACGAGGUACUGUGAGAAGGUCCAGCAGCUGGAGCUCUGUGCUCUGCCUCAGUUCAAGAGCCGCUGCUGUCAUUCCUGCAAAAACACCUGAGGAGGAGGGGGGGGGGG
Molecule: messenger RNA, 4744 nt
Organism: Eleginops maclovinus (Patagonian blennie)
Lineage: Eukaryota; Metazoa; Chordata; Actinopteri; Perciformes; Eleginopidae
Gene: adamtsl3
Product: ADAMTS-like 3
Exons: 26
Coding region: 183-4727 (1514 amino acids)
Biological process (GO): extracellular matrix organization; proteolysis
Cellular component (GO): extracellular matrix
Molecular function (GO): metalloendopeptidase activity
Source: RefSeq, a predicted model, not a curated record